AUGAUACCUUUCAAAGCAUUUUAUCAUGAAACAAUUCGACGAAUUCGAGAUUAUAAUAUUUUCAUAAGAGAAGAAAACGAUUAUGAUGAUGAAAAUCCAACAAAUGAAAGAGAAAUUGUGAAAGAACAAAAAUAUGCAACUUGGCUUUACAUUCUUCUUCUUUUCAUUUCAAUUUACAUUCUUUUCUUUGCAAAUUUAAUUCAACAUCAACAACAUACAAUUGUUAUUUCUAAUAUAACUUUAAAUAUGUUUAAGAAACUUUCUUUUGAAUAUGACAAAACUCUGUUAUGUCCAUGUUCAAAUAUAAAUAUUCCACAGAAGAAUUUCAUUGAUCACAUAAUUAAAUUUCAUCCUGUGUGUUCGAGUAUCUUUGUAAGUGAACAAUGGAUAAAUUCAUUGUAUUUAAGAAAUGCGAGUAUUUAUGGAACAAAUGAUUUUCGAUCAACAGCAUAUUCCCAAUUUCGACUUUUAUCAGAUCUUUGUUCAUUUUCUCGCGAAAUAACUGAUGAAAUUGAAAAGAAUUUUAAUAAUGAUGAAAUCAUCACAGAUUAUCUUCUUUCGGAAAAUCAACUCGAAUCAAAAGUGAAUAAAACAAUUGAAUUUCUUCGAAAAAGUCUAUCAGUUCGAAUAAAUUUAUUUCUUAAUUAUCUACGUUCAAUAAUUCUUGGAAAUUUUCUCGUAUCUGCUCUAAAUACCAAUUAUCUUCUGACAAUUGUUAAUUCAUUAACUGAUCCAAGAUUAGCGAGUACAGAUACAUGUUAUGUCUUCAGAAAUGAUCUUGAAAAACACUUAAUAGGUUGUAGUCAUUUCAAUUCAGUAGGUAAAGUUUCUUUUGACAAUCUUUCGGAUGUGACAAUGUCGAUGUAUUAUGACUAUUUGGAAUGGCGUGAAAACGAUUCAAAUGAUUCGAUGGUUGAUGGAUUUUAUACAAGUUGUUUACCUUUCGAAGGUCUUCUUCAAAGUACAUUAGAUUGUUUAUAUGAAUAUCAAUGUAUUGAAUUGUUAAUGAAAAGAUUUCGAAAUAUUAUCAAAAUGAAUAUCAAUUGGAACAAUUCAUUGUUGAUUUCAGAUAAAGAAAAGAAAUCAAUUUCUCAUUAUCUUAAUGAUUUAUUUGUUGAAGAAUGGUUAACAAAAAAGAAUUAUACUGAAUAUUUUCAUAAAUGUUCACCAUCAUUAUGUUCAUAUACAAUUUCGAAUCGAACAAAUUUUUCUUAUUCAAUUACUUUAUUAAUUAGUCUUUAUGGUGGUUUAAUUCUUAUUUUACGAUUAUUUACGCCAUUUCUCGUCAAGAUUUUCUUUAAAUUCAAACAUUUUAUUAUUAAUCAUCAUAAUUACAAUUUUUUAACUUCAUUGAAAAAUAAUAUUCAAUUCUUUAUUGAACAUAUGAAAAAGUUAAAUUUAUUCAAACAAACUAAUCGACGAACAGAAAUUCAUCUAAAACAACAAAAGAUCAGCACACGUGUUUAUUUUAUUUUCUUUCUCGGUUUAAGUACAACAUUGAUUAUUUACAAUUUGAUAAAUACCGAAAUAAUCCAAAUAACAAAAAUGAAUCCAACAUUAAAUGAUUAUGAUGAAUUACAAAAGAUUUCUUCAUCAACAUGUCAAUGUCCAUGUUCAAAUGUUAUUAUAUCUUAUGAGAAAUUCAUUUCUUUUUCUCCAAAAUUUCAUGAAAUUUGUCGAAGUGAAUUGAUAAGUGAAGAAUGGCUGAUGAUUUUAGAACAAACUCGAAUGGGAUAUGAAUUUUCUGAUUGGCGAAAUGUUGCUUUUUCUCAUUUGAAAUUCAUAUCUGAAAUGUGUCAAAUAUCAAAGAAAACAAUUGAUGAUGCCAUUGAUCGUUUUCUUUCGAAUCCAUUUAUUGUUUUAAAUCUAUUAAGUCAAGAAAUGUUUUAUAAACAAAUCAAUGCAACAUUUGAUGAAUUUUCUCGAUCAAUUAUUAAAUAUUUUCAUUUAUUUAUCAAAAUAACCCAAAUACAAAACCAAGUCGAUCAACCAUAUUUUGGACCAAUUAGAAAAAUAGGAAUGCGACCAGAAAAUUCAAAUCCUGUUGCAACUUUUACAAGAAAAACAGGAUCUGAUCAUAUUCAUGUCGAAAUAAAUUUUCAAUUACGUGGUCCACGUUAUUCAAAUUCUUCGAAUUGUAUUUGUGCUAUUGAUGCAAAUUGUCAAAUUCCUGUUAAUAUUUUUGAUUUUGAUCGUGGUUCAACACGCAAUCCAAUUAGUAUUCAUCGUUAUACAGCAUAUGGAAUAGUUCAGGGAUGUUCAACUAUUAAUUCAGUGAUGUUAUCAACAUUUGAAUGUUAUUAUAAUCAUUCGGGUUGUUUAUCAAGUCUCUUGAAUUAUAGUAAAAAAACUUAUAUUGGGAUGGUUGAAAAUCCAUCAAGGUUUUCUGUUUCACCAUUGAUUUAUCAUUCAGAAACAAGUCGUUUUCCGCCAAAUACUUCAAUAUCGAGAAUAAUCGAUGAAAUCAUGGUUGAACAAUGGAAUCCUUUGUCAUCAUAUGAACAAUUUUAUCGAUCAUGUUCACCGAAAUCUUGUUCUUAUCUGGAAAAAGUUCGUGCGAAGAAUGUUGUCGAAGUAAUCAUUACAUUUAUUUCAACAAUUAGUGGUCUUCGCUUUAUUUUACGAAUAAUUAUACCUCAAAUGAUCAGAUUGAUUUAUUAUUUAAUCGAUAAAUUCAAAAGACGAAGAGAACAACAAGAACAAAAUCGAUUGAAAAGAUGCGAUCGUUUGAGAAAAUUAAUAAUAAAAUUAUUUAAAUCUUCAUCGAAUCAUUUAACAAAUUUCAAUAUCUUCUAUUUCCGAGAUUUUAGUAAUAAAAUUGAUCAAAGAACAGCAAAACAAUUAGGUCGAUAUGCAACUCGUUUAUAUCUCAUCUUAUUCAUAGGAAUUCUUCUUCUUCUUACUCUUUAUAAUUUUGUUGAAAAACAAAAAUUCACAAAAAUAUUUGAAAAUUUAUCUUUAAAUUUAACAAAAGAACUCUUUCUAUUUUAUAAAGAUGAUAUUAAAUGUCCAUGUUCAUCAAUUGCUUCAUCAUACAAUUGGUCUGUUGAAAUAGAUACAAAAUUUCAUCAGAUUUGUUCAAGUCCAUUUGCAUCGAAAGAAGGUCGAAAUAAUUUAACAUUAAAUCUCAUUUCAAAUCUUUCUUCAUAUUCUUUAUAUGAUUAUCGUCGAUAUUUGUCUGCUCAUUUACAAUAUCUUGAAGAAUUAUGUCAACUUUCUCAAGAAACAGUUCAAAUAUCUAUUCAACAAUUGAAUUCUUCAUUAUUUUUCACACCUGAACUUUUAAUUGAAGAAAAAUUUGAUCGACAUAUUGAAAGAAUUCUUGAACAAAUCAAAUUUAACACAGCGAAAACACUUUUUUCUUAUUUUUAUCUAAUUCGAAGUGUUCAUCAUGGAAAUGGAAUGAUCACAACUUAUGGAACAAAUUAUAAAUAUUUUAAUCCUUGGAAUUUUCUUCUUCAAAUUCAUAUUUUAACAUUACCAUUGAUUUAUGAUGAUCAAUGUUCUUGUGCAUUAUCUUCAAAUUGUACAACUCAAGCAAAAUUUAUUGAAGAAAAUUCCUAUGAAAUUCCAGGACUUAAAAUUGGUUGUUUACCUACUGAAUCAUUUCGUUUAUCAACUCUCGAAUGUUUUUAUAAUCAAACAUGUUUAAAUUUUAUUGGAUUUUAUGUCAAAUCACCUUCAUUCAAUGCACUUCGUUUCGAUAAGACAAGUCGAUUUGCAUUAAAUACAACUAUUGAUUAUUUCAUAAAUGAACUCUUUAUUGAACAAUGGAAAGUAACAAAGAAUUAUUCGGCGUAUUUUCAUCAAUGUUUACCAUUCAUUUGUUUACGUACAAUUGUGAAACGAUUCAAUUUUCUUCAUUCGAUCACUAUUCUUCUUGCUUUUCAAGGUGGUUUAACAAUUGUUCUCAAAUGGAUUUGUCCGAAAUUAAUUGAAAUUUUCUAUAAAAUAGAAAAAUAUCGAAGACACAGAAGAAAUACAAUUCGACCAGUGAGAAAUAUCAAUAACAAAUGCAAUACUGAUCGAGAUUUUCUAUCGACCAAUGACACAUCUUCAAGAAAUGUUAAUAAUUCUAUUCGAUGUUCUUUCAAACUAAUUUCUUUAUUUGGAUUAUUAAUUCUUCUUAUAACAAUUGUUGUUAUCUAUUCAAUACGAAUUAUUCAAACACAAUUUACACAAACAAUAUUUACAACUAUUGAUAUUACUAAACAUAUAUCAACAGAUACAACGAGCAAUACGAUCAAAACAACAACAACAACAACGACGAGAACAAGAAGAACUACACUGAAAUCAAAAUGUCCAUUCGAAUUCGACUUCGUCGUAACUAAUCGAAAUAGUUCAUCAAUAUCCCUGGAUUCACAUAUAAUUAAUGAUUUUAAUGGUGAUCAAAAUCUCGAUAUUGCUUUCCUUGACAACAAAAAACGAUUUGUAAAAGUUUUACUUGGAUAUGGAAAUGGAAGUUUUAGGGAAACAAUCGCAAUUGGAAAAAUUUUACCUUUGGAACAUGGAACAAUUGCAAGUGGAUAUUUUGAUAAUGAUAAUCAUCUUGAUAUUAUCGUCUUAGAUCUCUCACUCGCUUUUAUGUUAAUUUUCUUUGGCAAUGGAACUGGAUUAUUUUCCAAAAGAUUUCCAAAAAUCUUUAUAAAAGAUUUUCAAAAUCCACUUGAUAUGGCAAUUGGAGAUUUUAAUGAAGAUAAACAUGAUGAUAUUGCAUUGGCAAUGGGUGUAGAAAACAGUGUGGCCAUAUUUAUUGGUAAUGGGGAUGGAAGAUUUUCUACUCAAAAAGAUUUUUAUACUGGAUUAAAUAGUUUUACAACAAAAAUAACAAUUGUUGAUUUGAAUAAUGAUAAUCAUCAAGAUAUUUCUGUUCUCAAUGAACUUAAUCGAGAAAUUGGAGUUUUUCUUGGUUUUGGAAAUGGAUCAUUUCAAGAAUUAAUAACAUCGUUUACAGGUGGUCGAUAUUAUGGAUAUUCUUUUGCUUUUGGUCAUUUUAAUCAUGAUGAUUUGAUUGAUGUAGUUGUACAAUAUUCUCAUUCGAAUUUUAUUAUUGUUAUGUUUGGUUUUGGAAAUGGAAGUUUUAGUGAACGAAAGAAAAUUUCAACGGGAAAAUUGUCAAAUAAUCGUCAAAUUUAUGCGAAAGAUUUCAAUGGUGAUCAAAUUGUAGAUAUUGGAUUUGGUUUAGAUGAUAAAAAAACAAGAAAUAUUUUAAUUGGAGAUGGUUUUGGUGAUUUUGACAUUGAACCAAUAUUUUCAUCUCAUUUUAAAUAUGAAGUAUCUAUUUGGAUUGGUAUAGGUGAUUUUAAUAAUGAUGAAUAUAUUGAUAUUAUCGAAGUUGAUAUCAGUUCAGAAAAACAAGAAAUUUUUCUAAAUAAAUGUCAAUGA
This is a messenger RNA of Adineta ricciae, 5385 nucleotides long. The record is from the annotation of a GenBank genome assembly. NCBI's taxonomy places the organism in Eukaryota, Metazoa, Rotifera, Eurotatoria, Adinetida, Adinetidae.